CGUCUUUUUUGCGUCAUCAGAGGGCGACCAUCUUCAGUUGUAAACAGAGCGAGCACCAUGGAAAACACUCCAGAUAUUUAAACAAUUUUGUAUGAAUUAUACUUUAGCAACAGUAACCAAAAUAUAGUAUAGUAUAUUUACUUGAUCGUUGCUGAUGUUCAUUUUCUUGUUCUCAUUCUCUUAAGUAGGAUUUUGUCAUCCGCCAAAGAGGAUAGUAUUAAAUGCAAUUUCAAUAACCAUUUCGACUGCCUGAUAAUCCUGUCUAAAAUGUAGUUAGCAUGCAGAAUAACAGUGUGAUGGUGGAGAUCAUUCUGUAGCUGAUUUACAAACACAUAGGAACCUUUGGGAGACUCUGGAGAAGACAUGGUUCUGUCUUUGGUGAACUUGUGCGCUCGGGAGGUGGUGAGUGACCACAGCUCUUCGCCGUGUUGGUUAAGUUGUGUGCCGAGAGAGCUCUACCGGUCGCUGCUGGAUGCUGCCUUCACUCACUGCCGUCCUCUAGCCGUCGGUGAGCUCGUCCAACGGUGGCCCGAGCGGACACUGUCCCUUGGAGGCAGCAGGAAACUGGGUCAGUGCCCUCCGAACCGGCUUUGCGUUCAGGCGCUGCUGCUGGCUGUGGUCAGGGGACUGACGGACAAUAGGUGUUACCUGCAGUUGAUAGAUCUUAGUGGACUUCAGUGUGAGAAUGGGAGGGUUGAAGAUUCAAUGGGAGGAUGGUCUCUCACAGUUGCCCUUUGCUCAAUGGUGCUCCAAGCUCGAGGUGCAGCCUCCCGGGCUCACAGGAGAGAUGGAGAAAGAGAGAGAAAAAGAGGGCUGGAAGCAGAACGUGAGAGGGGUGGCACUAUCAAACGAGACCGGGGCACCAUAUGGCGGGGCAAGGACAGUGAGGGGGGACACAGAGAAGAUGAGGUAGGGAAGAUGGAGUGCAGAAGUGAUGAAGUAGAAGGCACUGUUAGUCAUGAACGAGUGCUGUUACCAGAAGAUGACUCAGUGAAGGGUAUCAGGAGGAGGAUGGAGAUCCAGAGGAGAAAGGCUUCAUCUGAGUUGAAAGCAAAAACCAGCAGUAAUAACAGAAAUGGUUCCUCUGACCAAGACUGGGACCAGGUAGUGGUUGUCUAUGUCAGAGCUGACCUUUUUGUCAAUGCCCGUUCCUGGGAGCGUGUCCGUGAUGCCCUUAGUCACCCAAGCCCUCUGCGGCUCCACUGCCGCUAUCUCCGUGUAGAGGAACUCUCUGCACCUUCCAUAGCUUCCUUAUUGGGCCUCUUGCCUCAGCAGGAUCUACUUGGUGUGGACAUCCGCUACUCCAGCCUUGGAGUGUCUGGCCUGGCGAUGCUACUUCCACUGUUAGCCCCCUUCCCUCAGCUCCACUCUCUGAGACUGCAUUACUGUAACUUGGACUUGCAACGCACACAGCCUGGUCAGCAGGGGGCACUUCAAGACAUGUCUAAAGGGCUGGGUUCACUGAAGAAACUAAAGAGAUUAUGUCUGACUGCACUCCGACUGCCAGGACACCUGCGUUUGCUUCUCAGCUCUCUUUCCCAGCCUCUGGAGGUGCUGGAGCUGCCGUACCUUUGCCUGACCUCCACCGACCUGGCAUACCUUUCCUGCAGCCAGCAUGCUCCAUUCCUGAGAGAACUUGACCUGAGUGAGAACUGGCUUGAUGAAUCCUCCCUGCCCUCUCUGCGCCGUUUGUUAGGUCAAGCUGAAAGCACUCUCACCCAGCUCUCACUAUGUGGUUGUGGCCUCUCAGACUCUCUCCUUGGAGCACUUCUCCCCUCCCUGUCCUGUUGCCAGGCUUUGCGUAGCUUAAGAUUGGCCUUAAACCCGCUCUCUAGGAUGGGGCUGCUUUCCCUGGCCCGUACAGCUGCUGGCAUCCGUUCCCUUCGUCUGCUGCUCUAUCCCAAUCCACUAGAGGAAUAUGAGCCUGGUCUGCCGGCUCUCCCCUCCAGUGCUCAGCUGCUGGACUGGCCUCUGCUUGAGGAGACAGAGGGCAGGGACAUUACGCCGAAGUUGCUGGAUGAAGUUCUGAGCUCAAGAGGGCGCACGUGUGACCUUCUUGUGACUUCAGACCUCCUGAACUAUAGCCCAGACCUGGCAGUGGAUGAUUAGAGUGUUUGGGUGUUUGUUUGUGCUAGAGUGUGCAUCUCAGCUAUAAAAUGCUGAGAAUCUCCCAAGGCUCUCAGAAUAAGUGCUUGACAAUUAAAAUUGUCAGCUUAUUAACCACUAGUGGAAUUUUUUUCCUUAUUGCCAAGCUUUUUCAUUAAUAACAAAUCCUAGCUUUUAUUUAUCAUAAUUUAAAACACCUGGUCAGUCAAAUCCUUAGCUUUACAGCUUUCAUAUAAUAUGGUUUUCAUUUUGCAUUUUUUGCUUUAUUGCCUUAUAUCAUACUGUAAUAGGGUAAUGUGUUUAUGCCAAGUACUGAGGAAACCAAGGCACAUCUUAACAGUAGAGAAUUGUGUUUUAAACAAAACUCAUUUUUAAACCAAACCUUUUUAUGUCCAAAGUUUGUCUUUUUCUCCACUUAUUAUGUCAUCCAUAACCAGUGAUCAGUUAGUGUAAAUUCAAACAAUCCCAAAUUAGCAAUCCAUUUUAUCUUUGUGUGAAUCUUCAUAUGUAGAGAGUGAUUUAAUGGUCAGGUCGUGUACUGUGAAACAGGUUUCAAUUUCCUCUGCUCUACUGCCCUUAAUGGCACAGCUUAAUUGUCAAUGUCUUAUGGUAGAAGCUGAGGACUUGUGUUCACAUAGUCAAGUGAUGUUGGUCUCAUUGGGGAUGAGUUAGAGCCUAGUAUUUAAAUACAAAUGUGCUCCUUUUUACUUUGAUUUAAAUGUUUUGGAUCGUAAUUCAUGGUAUUUGAAUGUGUUUGAUAAAAGUAUGCUCCAGUUACCAAAACACUUGUUCAAUGUGCCGAAGUGGGAUUUGGGUUACAGUAAGUGUACUUUCACUUUCCAAAUAUGAUUGAGGAUUUCUCCUCAAAAAUCAACAUCUGUAUACCUCCUUCCAAAUAAAGAGAAACCUAAACCGUU
Messenger RNA from Myxocyprinus asiaticus (Chinese sucker), 3023 nucleotides. RefSeq names its product leucine-rich repeat-containing protein 14-like. Bases 364 to 2109 code for a protein of 581 amino acids. The record is from RefSeq and is a predicted model, not a curated record. The transcript has 4 exons. NCBI's taxonomy places the organism in Eukaryota, Metazoa, Chordata, Actinopteri, Cypriniformes, Catostomidae. Gene Ontology annotation, cellular component: cytoplasm.